Candidozyma pseudohaemuli is the source of this 4623-nucleotide messenger RNA. RefSeq names its product CFEM domain-containing protein. Lineage: Eukaryota; Fungi; Ascomycota; Pichiomycetes; Serinales; Metschnikowiaceae. Bases 1 to 4623 code for a protein of 1540 amino acids. The transcript has 3 exons. The record is from RefSeq and is a predicted model, not a curated record.
AUGUCUGGUCCCUCCACAUCCAACGAGAGGUCCACUAACCAUGGCCAGGGAUUAAAUCCCCAUCAACAACAACAUUUGCAGCAGCAGCACCUCCACCACGCGUCGCAGUUGGACCACACCACUGCUGCCGCUAUUGCGUUGGGCCAUGAAAUUCCAAACCCCGUUAUGGCCCACCUGGACGAGGAGGCCCGCUACUUGGGUCUUAACCCAGCUGCCGCUGCCCAGUUGCAACAACAACAGCAGUUGCAACAGCAGCAGAUGCACCACCAACACCAAUUGCAUCACCACCACCACCCUCAGCUUCAUCAGCAGCAGAUGCACCAUCCUUUGCAACAACAACACCACAUGCCGCAGCACCAUUUGCAGCAGCAACAGCUCCACCAGCAGCACCAGUUCCAGACGGCGCCCAUGGAGUUUGAGAAUGGUGGUUUCCUUGUGUCUAGACAUGGUGAGGGUGACAUCAUCAAGACCUUCUCUUCCAAGCAAGAGCUUGUCAAGUACGUCAAGACGGUGUUGAACGAGGAGGAACAAUGUAAGAUUGUCAUCAACUCGUCGAAGCCAAAGGCCGUGUACUUCCAGUGUGAGCGUUCUGGUUCUUUCAGAACCACUGUCAAGGACGCUACCAAGAGACAGAGAGUUGCCUACACCAAGAGAUCCAAGUGUGGUUACAGAUUGGUGGCCAACUUGUACCCACCUGACAAGGAUAAGGCUAAGAAGAUGAAGAAGGAAGCUGACUUUGAUGGCUACCCAGAUGACGACAAGAAGGACCUGGAGAUGUGGAUCUUGAGAAUGAUCCACCCAGCCCACAACCAUCCUCCUGAGCCUAACUUCUCCUCCGGUGGUGGUGGCAAGAAGAAGAGAGCUAAGUACACUAGAACCUUGGUUGAGAAGCCAUUGAACCGUGGCAACAACGGCACCGCUGCUGCAGUGGCUGCCGUGGCUGGUUACCCAGAGGCCCUGCUUCACGACCACCAGCUUCUUCAGCAACAGCACUACCUUCAGCAACAGCAGCAGCAGCAGCUUCACCACCAACAGCUUCAGCACCACGCUCACCAUGGUCAGCACCACCACGACGAUGGUAACCACCCAUCUGUCCAGGAUGUUGCUGUUAUUGCUGCUAUGGAGGCCGCUCCCGGCAACCAUAGCUUGCUGAACCCACCUGUGGACCCUAACAUUGACAGCGUCGACCCAAACGUGGAUCCUAGUGUGCAGCAGCAUGACCAUGCCCAUGGCCAUAGUACCUCGGAUCCAAGUCCGAAAAAUCUCACAGAUGGGCCAUCUAAGAAGAGUACUAUCACGAGCCAGGAGCUUUCCAGUCCAGUCCAAGCAAUAGAGGCUCUGUCCGUGAGGGCCAGCUCAACGCCCAAAACACCGAACCACAAACCGUCUCGUGACGAGAUUGCUGUGGAUGCAAUUGUCCCUGCUACAAGCCCUAGAAUAGUGAGGGAGAACUCCAUCAUCAGAGAUGAGGACUUGCAGAAUGAACUAACGCCAUUGCUCGGGAGCGAUUGUUCCGAAUCGUAUGUUGCAUUAGAAGAAGGCUUACAUCGCCAGCUACGGGCAUCCAACACUCGCAGAGGUUUCUCUGGGUGGUUCUCACAAACCUUCUGCUCCACUCCAUGGCUAUCUUGGCUUAUCUUACUCAUUAUUGCGGCAUUGCUUAUAGUGCUACUAGUUGCACGCAAUCUACCGAUGCUCUUGGACCAGGCUUUCAUUUCUGAGCUUCACAGCGUCUCUGUACUGGAUAUCAGUGACUCAGGCUUGACUGUGCAUGUGGUGGGCUCCACAUUUGUUGACUACGAGAGCAUACAAAGCCGCUUUUAUGGCCUGGCGCUUAAAGUGAUUGCUUUGCUUAUUGGUGGAGUAACGGUUGUACCCACUGAUGCAUCCAGAGUAUUCGUCAGUGGAGAAGGCAUCAACAGAGUCCAUGUGCUUGAUGUCUACGCUCCCGAGGUUCUGGUUGAUCUCAUUGAUCACCGUCUUACGGAGUAUGAUUUUAUUACAGAGGCAUAUUUUGUCGAUGAUUCAUUGACAGACCUUUUAGAGGAUCUUUUGAAACACAAUCGCUCGGAGCCUCUCCCCCUCUCGAUCGAGGUCGAUUUCACCACAGACAUAAAGACCAAAGGGAUUAAAUUCAAUGCGGGGCCAGUCAACAUCCGUGAAGACGCUGUCAUAAGUCCCGAAAGAAUGGUAUCACCUUUGAGUGUGGAGUCUUUAAAUCUUGAUUUGGAGAGAGAAGGCAUAGCACUCAAUGCGACACUUCUACUUGACAUCCUACCGAUCAAGCUAGAUUUCAGGUCUGUUCAAUGGGAUGUUGCAAUUGCUGACUGCGAUGGGAAACCUUCAUACUUGGGCUUAUGGGAGUCGGACCCUUUUACGGUGAAGCCGAAUUUGCUCACGGAGAUUGACGUCAAGGGAAACAUAGAACGUGUACCCGACAAUCUUCUCAAAGUCUGCAAAAACGGCCAAUCUGCUUUUAACCAAUUUGUAUCGAAGAUCUCAAAUGAAGGGUUGUUGGAUAUCUUUGUACUGGCUACGAAGACUUUGCAAAACGCUCAAAACUUGCCCAAAUGGCUCUACAAUAUUCUCACGCUGGUCGAUGUGAAUAUUGAAAUUCCAGUCAGCACACGGAGUGGCCUUCCUCUAGGUGACUAUCUAUCUCGCCUUGACAUCACUUCGAUGGACUUGAGCAUAUUCCUGUCCCAACCAGGGAAGCUUAAUGUCAACACAAGCUGUGAUUUCAAAGCAGCAGUUUCUUUGCCGAUUUCCCAAAGAGGCUUUGAAGCAUCUCUUUCUAAGUGGACUUCAUCCGUGGAAAUAUUAGAUGGCAACGCCACAGUUGGAAGUGCGUCUACUGUCCUGAGCAGCGGCCUAGCUAUCGCAGGGGAUAGCGGCAAUACUACAUCUAUACUUGGCAAUCUCGCAAACUGGGAGUUCGUUUUCCAUGAUUUUAAUUUCUUGGGCGACUUCGUCAACAGAUGGUUGAACGAGCACAAGCCUGCUUUUCCAACAAUCGAUGCUGAUAUUAAGCAGGUCAAGCUUGAUCUGCCACUCCUCAACACUACACUUGGGGAUAUUACGGUGAAGAAUAUAAAUUUUGACCCAAAACAUGCGGGAGUGUUGCAAAAGUCUGAUGAAAAGUUCCUUGACUGGCUCUUGAAGAAUAUGAAUAUCAGUAUGCUGACGGUAGCCUUGUUGAGCUCUGGGCAUGAUUGGGUGACAUUUGCAAUAGAGGCUGAGGUUUUCAACCCCAUUCCAUUGAGUUUGGAUCUCAACAAGCAAGAUUUAGUUUUUGCUAUACUAUUCGAGGAUGCUCAGAUUGGCAAUGUUACCUUUCAUGAUCUAAGCUUCCCUCAAACCCACAAGCGCAUCACUAUUCCAGCUCUUUUGCAAGUGGACUGUGCUACGUUUGCUGAAAGAAAUUCAGCAGAGAAAUUUGUCAGUCUUGUGCUUUCCGGUGCAUCGAAUAUUACUAUCGGUGUCAAAGGUUUGCAAACUGCAGCAAGCACCGACUUAGAUCAGGUAGUGAAGCAUCUACAUGUACCAGACAUUACCUUGCCCCACUUGAAAUUUCCGCAUCCUGACGAGGACGAGACAUCAGCCAAACAGGAGCUUGCGAACGGAAGCCCGUUCCUUAUUGAAGCUACGAUCCAUAUCCUUACAUCUGAAGUCGAGCUUCUUGUGUUCAACCCCAUCAAUAACCAAGCAAUCCUAGUUGACCUUUUGCUGUGUCAAGCGAUAUACGAGGAGCAUGUACUAGCAUAUGCGGACAACGUUGGUGACAUGAUGAUUCCGCCUGGUAUUUUCCGUACCAAGCGAAUUCCGUACAAGGUUGGUUCCGGAGUUGGAGGCGAUAUCUUGAGAAGAGCAUUGAACGGAGAGUUGGAAGUGGUGGUGAAGUCAGACAUGAUGGUUCAAGUGGGUGAAUUUAGCGGCCAGAUCUUGUUGCAAAUUCAGGGAGUCACAGCCAAAAUGUACGGCUUGAAAUUCACCGCUAUCGCUGCUUUGGCCGCCUCCGUCUCUCAGGUGAUGGCCACUCCUCCAGCCUGUUUGUUGGCUUGCGUUGCAGAGGUUGAGAAGAACUCCCAGUGCAACAACUUGGCUGACUUGGAGUGCAUCUGUACCUCCAUUGGAGAGAAGGUUGAACAAUGUUUGGAUGACAGAUGCCCUAGCGGCGAUGCCCAGACUGCCAAGGAUGCUUUCGAGUCUACUUGUAAGGAGCACGGCCACGAUGUUUCUGGAAACUCGGCCUCUUCUUCUUCCGUUUUCGAGUCCUCCUCCUCCGAGUCUUCUUCCGCAUCGUCCUCCGCUUCUUCUUCCGCCGCUUCAUCCUCCGCCGCUUCGUCUGUUGCUGCUUCCUCGUCUGCUGCUUCUUCCGCUGCUGCUUCUGGCGCCUCUUCAGUUGCUGCUUCUUCUUUCGUGAGCUCCGAGGCUCCAGCCAGCGCCGAGACCACCGCUGCUCCAUCCACAUUGGCCACCUCCACCCAGUCUGAGGCUGAGGAGGCCUCCUCUUCCGAGGCUCCAUCCUCCGUUGCCGACGUCUCCUCUUUCGAGGCCGGUGCUCCAGUCAAGGCUGCUUCCUUCGCUGCUGCCAUUGCCGGUGUUGUUGGUGCUUUGUUGUAA